GACCCCAAGACGGCGGACGUGAGAGUGUUCUGUCAACACAGGUGGACAUUGUCAGGGAAGCCGUGGGACAGAGCCCAUGCCCUACCCUUCCUCCCACCUGCUGACCGGGACCUGACGGAGACCCGCUUCGGCCCUGCGGCGAGGAAGCUGCAGGGAAGACGCAGCACCCCCAGCCCCGGGGGAGACACGAGAGCUUCUCAAAAACACACCAGCCCGGUUCCUGACACCCCACCUCGGGCGUCCUCCUAAGCAGCUCAGAAUAACCCCGGGGACCAGACGGCGGGAUGGCGGGGGCCCUGCUCGGUGCCCUGCUCCUCCUGCAGCUCCUCGGUGGCAGCGACGGGAGGAACGAAGAAGUGCGUCUUUACCACCAUCUCUUCGACAACUAUGACCCCGAACGCCGGCCGGCGAAGGAGCCUGAAGACACAGUCACCGUCACCCUCAAGGUCACACUGACCAACCUCAUCUCUCUGAAUGAGAAAGAGGAGACGCUCACCACCAGCGUCUGGAUUGGAAUCGAGUGGCAGGAUUACCGACUCAACUUCAGCAAGGACGACUUCGGGGGCAUAGGAAUCCUGCGGGUCCCUUCGGAGCUCGUGUGGCUGCCAGAGAUCGUGCUGGAAAACAACAUUGACGGCCAGUUUGGCGUGGCCUACGACGCCAACGUGCUGGUCCAAGAGGGUGGCUACCUGAGCUGGCUGCCCCCCGCCAUCUACCGCAGCAGUUGCGCCGUGGAGGUCACCUACUUCCCCUUCGACUGGCAGAACUGCUCGCUCGUCUUCCGCUCCCAGACGUACAACGCCCAAGAGGUGAAGUUCGUCUUCGCCAUGGAGAAAGGCGAGACCAUCAACAGGAUCGACAUUGACACUGAGGCAUACACUGAGAACGGCGAGUGGGCCCUCGACUUCUGUCCCGGCCUGAUCCGUUACCACGGGGGCUCCGGGGACACCCCGGGGGGCAUCGACGUCAUCUACACGCUCAUCAUUCGCCGGAAGCCGCUCUUCUAUGUCAUCAACAUCAUUGUGCCCUGCGUGCUCAUCUCCAGCCUGGUGCUGCUUGCCUACUUCCUGCCCGCGCAGGCCGGCGGCCAGAAGUGCACCGUUUCCAUCAACGUCCUGCUGGCGCAGACGGUCUUCUUGUUCCUGAUCGCCCAGAAAACCCCUGAGACGUCGCUGAGCGUGCCGAUGCUGGGGAGGUACCUCAUCUUCGUCAUGGUGGUCGCCACGAUCAUCGUCAUGAAUUGUGUCAUCGUGCUCAACUUGUCUCUGCGGACGCCCACCACGCAUGCAGUGUCUCCGCGGCUGAGACACGUCUUGCUGGAGCUGCUGCCACGCCUCCUGGGCUCUGGCGUGCCGCCCGAGCCCCCGCGGGCCGCUUCCCCGCCCAGGCGCGCCUCGUCGGUGGGCCUGCUGCUUCGCGCAGAGGAGCUGAUACUGAAAAAGCCGCGGAGCGAGCUCGUGUUCGAGGGGCAGAGGCACCGGCAUGGGCCCUGGACUGCCGCCCUCUGCCAGAGCCUGGGCGCUGCCGCCCCCGAGGUCCGCUGCUGCGUGGACGCCGUGAACUUCGUGGCCGAGAGCACGCGAGACCAGGAGGCCUCCGGCGAGGAGGUGUCCGACUGGGUGCGCAUGGGGAAGGCCCUCGACAAUGUCUGCUUCUGGGCCGCCCUGGUGCUCUUCAGCGUGGGCUCCGGCCUCAUCUUCCUGGGCGCCUACUUCAAUCGAGUGCCCGCGCUGCCCUACCCGCCGUGUAUAUAGGCGGCUCCGGCGCCCGCUCCGGAGGAAACGAGGCCUGCGGAGCUGCUCUCGCUGCCGAACGGUGAUCCUUCUCGCUGCCGAGGCCGCGGCCGCGCUUUCCGCCUUAUCAAGGAGUCCUGUGCGCACACGCGUGGGCCUGGCCACCGUGCAGGGGGCAGGGCAGAGAGCACAGGGUUCAGGCAGGCUCCCGGGUGCCAGUAUUCCGGAAUCCUCACCGCCUCUCCGUUCAGCCUUCCGAGGCGCCCGGUCCCUGUGGCCCUCCAGCCCCUCGAGCUGCACUGGCUUUAGCUCGGAUGAGCAAGCUGAGGACGCCUCGGUGGAGGAGGGGACGGAAGCCAGGCCCUUCCCUGUUGGAGGGCGCAGGGGCCAGAUGCCCUCAGCAAAGGUUACCCCCCACCCCCACCCCCACCCCCACCCUAGCGCACAGACACACGGCUGCCCUGGGACACCCUGUCUCCUGGAUUACUGACCCAGCAUGGCCCACCUGACCACCUCCACCGAAAUCCACCUACAGGAGCUUCUGCCUGUCCUCUCCCCCCCUCCCCGCUGCUGGCUGAUCCUGGCUGGUGUUCAGGACUGGGAGAGGAAAGAGAAUAAAAUGGAGCCUGAGUCGUUGAGA
Suricata suricatta (meerkat) is the source of this 2373-nucleotide messenger RNA. It is a transcript of the gene CHRNE, whose product is annotated as cholinergic receptor nicotinic epsilon subunit. NCBI's taxonomy places the organism in Eukaryota, Metazoa, Chordata, Mammalia, Carnivora, Herpestidae. The record is from RefSeq and is a predicted model, not a curated record. The coding region runs from base 285 to 1754 and encodes 489 amino acids. Gene Ontology annotation, cellular component: neuron projection; postsynaptic membrane; synapse. Gene Ontology annotation, molecular function: acetylcholine-gated monoatomic cation-selective channel activity; transmembrane signaling receptor activity. The transcript is spliced from 13 exons. Gene Ontology annotation, biological process: chemical synaptic transmission; monoatomic ion transmembrane transport; signal transduction.